Molecule: messenger RNA, 2080 nt
Organism: Salpingoeca rosetta
Lineage: Eukaryota; Choanoflagellata; Craspedida; Salpingoecidae
Exons: 18
Coding region: 68-1666 (532 amino acids)
Biological process (GO): Ras protein signal transduction; positive regulation of GTPase activity
Cellular component (GO): plasma membrane
Molecular function (GO): guanyl-nucleotide exchange factor activity
Source: RefSeq, a predicted model, not a curated record
AACACAAACAACACAACCACCAAGAAGAAGAAGGAAACUGACCGAGAAGCGCAAGGAUCCAACAGCUAUGAGUACGCCAAACAUGGACGAGAAUGCCAAACUAUGGUUUGGCGUUCAGCUUGAGGUGACGCAAAAGCUGCUGGCAGCUGAAGACCGCAAGCUGGAGGUCAUGCACCAUGAGCUCAGCGGCCAACAUGGCACCCUUUCUGGUCUCAGGCGCCUCGCCAACUCACGCCUGCGGAUGCAGUAUGAUCAGCUCAACAAGGAGUACGAGGAUGCGGUGACAGGCCUGCUUCGCGGCAACACGCUCGCGCGCGUGCGAUCCUUGCCCUCCAUGGGACUGAAGGGCGUCCACAAACAGAGGUCGUCGCUGUUCCAUGCGAUGAACAUCCAGGCUGGCCCCGUCAAGGACGGCGAUCAGCCCGACGCCGCAGCGACGAAGCAGCUUGAGGAAAACGUCACAGAGAUUGGCGCCGUUGGUGCUGAGGACACACACGACGGCCUCACGUUUGCUCGCGGCCGCGUGCAGUCAGGAUCCCUGUCCCACCCCGACUCUGUUCCCAUGCGCGUUGCAAAGCUGCUCAGGGAGUGGACUGAAACGUACAGCUACGACUUCCGGGACGAGCGGAUGAUGCUUCCGUUCAAGGACAUUACGCAAGCUUGCGCAUCGUACAUGGACGAUGUCAAAGCCGCUGUACUCGACAUCCAACGCGUCCUCUUCAAGAAGCUGAAUGCGCUGGAGCAGUAUGAGGCGAAGCUGAAGCGGGAACUGGAGUUGCAGAUCAAGACGAAGAACGAAACCAUGUCCGCCGGCAAAUCAAAGCCGGACCGCAACCUGUUUGACCUGUCGCAGUCACCGCAGGAGGUAGCCGCGCAGCUGAAGGUGAUUGAGUUUGAGCGCCUGAGCGCCAUUGGGCCCGAGGAGUUUGUGCAGACAUUCGUGCGCGGGGACCAGAAGGACGAGUAUACCGACAUGCGGGAGGCGCACAACGUCGAGACCUACGUCGAGUGGUUCAACAGACUCAGUUACAUUGUGGCGACGGAGAUUCUGCGAACGGAGAAGAAGAAGCAUCAGGUCAAGGCCAUCGAGUUCUUCGUGCAGGUUGGCCACCACUGCUACAAAAUGCACAACUUCAACAGCGUGAUGGCCAUUGUCUCCGCUAUCAACUUUGCAUCCGUCUCACGGCUGAAGAAGGCGUGGUCGAAAGUACCUGGGAAGAUUCUGUCCCUCUAUGAAGAGCUGGAGUGGGUGUUGGAGCCACGAUCAAACUUCAAGAACUACCGAGAGGAAGUUGCGUCGCUGAUGCUGCAGCAAGACACGUGUGUCAUCCCAAUCUUCAGCCUCAUGGUCAAGGACAUGUACUUUACGGAGGAGAGCAGCAAGAAGCGGCUUGCGAACGGCGAUAUUGACUUUGACACCAUGUGGCGGCUGGGAAACAGAUUAGCCGACUUUAUGGUGCUGAAGAACGCAAAGUGCAAGCAGCCGCGCAACGAUGACGUUGUGCGCUACCUCAAGACUGUUCCCGUCUGCUCCGAAUACGAGCUGUUCAAGCUGUCGAUCGAGUCUGAACCGCCGGCGAAAGAAGACAAAGAGCGCACGCUGGGUCGUCUCAAGCGCCUCGAAACGCAGUCUCAGCGAAAGACCGCGGAGAAGGACGCCAAAUGAAUGCACACGCACAUACACACACUUACACACGCACACACGCACACACACACACACACAUAAUUCGUCUUAUUUCAUGCACUUCCUUUCCAUCUCAUUCACCAAACAGCCAUGGACUUGUGCGCACCAACUUUUCGCCACUGUGUUGCCUGCCUCUUUCUUUGCUUUUGUCGUUUUCGUACUUCUGUGCUUCACUCCUCCCACAUAUUCGGCGUACGCCACUUAAUGUUCCGUUGUUAUGUUACACGACCCUUUUCAUGACUUGGUGUCGAUAACUCCUCCGCACCUUUCUGUUCACACACACACACACACACACACAUAUUCAUGCACUUACACGUUCUGUUUAUCAAGUUAAUUCAUUGGUGUAGCACCAAUAAAUAUCAUAACAUGAGAGCGGUAAGCAAAUACUCAUGUUCG